AUGAGAGUCUUGAGUUUCCUAGUUAUUACGAUUGUAUCGCCAGUUUACUGUUCCGGAUAUUAUGAUGGAGCGAGAUGGCACUGUGGGAUCAACAAACUGACAGAGACGAUAUCAGAAUGGCUGGCAAAACCAUUUGAUUAUCAUGGUGUCAAUCAGUGCUGUCACGCUCAUGAUGAGCACUACUAUCACCACACACUAUCCAGAGAAGAUGCAGAUCGAGUAUUCUGCGAAUGUCUGGAUCAGAACACUAAUUGGUAG
Messenger RNA from Caenorhabditis briggsae, 258 nucleotides. The transcript is spliced from 2 exons. Bases 1 to 258 code for a protein of 85 amino acids. NCBI's taxonomy places the organism in Eukaryota, Metazoa, Nematoda, Chromadorea, Rhabditida, Rhabditidae. The record is from RefSeq and is a predicted model, not a curated record.